UUAGUGUCAAGCGUGACAAUAUGAGGAAUUUGAUAGAUCACUUCCCAAUUAAUAUCACCACUAUUCUGAAACAAGGUACUAAAUUUAUGCUGUGCUGAAGGAUAGACCUGAAUAGUUUCUAUAAGUUUCCAAUGCAAUUUCAAGGUAGUGAUUGAAUCAAGAGGAAGGGUACUCUCUUCAAGUAAGGAGUGUAUCUGAGGAUGAUAUUUCGAGAGUCAGCUGAAGUGUCAUCUUUGGAGUUGAUGAGCUUUUUCCUUGUGAGAGGAAGGGAAGUGAAAAGACCAAGUAUGGUGAUUUAUCCAAAAAAAGGCUUCAGCUGGGAAACUUCACUCAAAAUAGCAUCUCAGCUUUCAAAGACAUGAUGGGAGAGGAAUGCACGUUUCAAGAAUACUUUAAGUCUCAUGGAUUGUCUGCAAGUAAAUUUCCCAUUUACAUCAUGUCAAAAUCAACAGGAGAUAUAGAAAGUUCAACAAGGAAAGAUCCUCCUAGCCCCAUAAUAGUCGCAAGUUCCUUGUUUGGCAAUGAGAAAGGAUCACCAAUAAAGAACGUUUUCAUAGGAUGCAGCAGACGCAAACUGACAGGAGAAUUUGAAUAUCUCCAGAUGGCAAGUAUCCCAAUCCAAAACGUGUCAUGUGACCAAAUGGUUACGAAAUCUCAAGCGCCAUUGUUUGGCUUGGCUUUGAAAGAAGACGAAGGUACCCUUUGCACUGCAGAAAGCACAGAUGCCCAUCGCCUGACGAUUAAUUAUGAAAUGUAUACAGAAUCUUCUUACUCAGAAGUUAUUCUCACAUCAGUUGCAUUUUCAAGGAAAGAUUACUUCAACAUUAAAUGUGUCUCGGAGCCUCAUUUGCAAGACAUUGACGUGGAAGAAUUUAAUCCUUUGGAGCAUGGCUUUACAGUGGUUCACAUUUCAAACAGCCAAACAUGUUUCCUCAACGUGCAUGAACCACCUGAAGUACCAUUUAGCCCAUCUCCUGGCAAGGUUUCACCUGAGGUAAACAAUCACGUUGAAGAGGCAAAGUCUGAUCAUCUUAUUAUUUAUCUGCCUUCGGAAGUGUGGGAGUAUGAUAGUGACUGUCUAAUCCUUGGAGUAGUGGCAUCUUGUCACAUGGCCAUAAGUGCCUUAUAUGUGUGGUACUGCAAUAGAAUACCAUACAAACAGGGAAAUAAACUGUCUUGCAUAGCAAUCAGAGAGCCCAGUCUGUACGCAGUGGAAGUUCAGUAUGGGGAGGAGAGGGAUAUUUCUGAACCUGUCUACACACAUACUUUUUCAGAUGAAAAAAACAUUUCUUUCUUAACUGCAAUGGAUGGGGAACAAAGUGGCACAUCCAACCCAUCUAAAAACGAGUCCUCGCUUCCAGUGGUGGAAAGAGAGAGAUCUCAUUCUCCACUAAGGACGAAAUAGGCAGAGGCCCCUUUGGUGUUGUGUUUAAGAGAGAAUGCGCUGGUACAGUGGAACGUAGAGUUAACAAAGUCACUGGGGACUGGCCAAAUUUGUUUGUUAAAUCGAGGGUUCAUUACAUCGAAAACCUUGAUAU
This is a messenger RNA of Orbicella faveolata, 1538 nucleotides long. RefSeq lists its product as uncharacterized. The record is from RefSeq and is a predicted model, not a curated record. Lineage: Eukaryota; Metazoa; Cnidaria; Anthozoa; Scleractinia; Merulinidae.